Molecule: messenger RNA, 7788 nt
Organism: Durusdinium trenchii
Lineage: Eukaryota; Dinophyceae; Suessiales; Symbiodiniaceae
Source: the annotation of a GenBank genome assembly
AUGUAUCCGGGCAGCCGUCGGGAACGGCCUCGACUCAACUUGACAGAGGCAAGACUAGCUCAGAGUGCCAGCUCACCACAGCUCGGUGCAACUGCUCAGAGUCCGGCUGAGGCGGAUCACAGCUUCGUUCCGCUGCUCGAGUCGAAGGCUGAAUCGCUCCGAAACUUGGACUCUGCCUUGGAAGGGCUGAUGCGCUUCCGGGAGAAGAAGGAAGAGCUCAAGUUGAAGGCUUGGCUGGAUAUGCCAGCUCAUCUUCGACCGGCACCCAGUCCCUGCGACAUGGGCUGCAUGCCGAACUAUGUGACCGAGACAGCGAGAGGACUGCAACUCCCGGUGCAAAUGGCUGUGGACCCCAAAUGGUCCACCGACUUGAAGAAGAUGAACGAGAAGGUAGGCGCUUGCAUCAAGUAUCAAGCCAAGCUCUCCUGCUCAGUGCCUGGACAAAUCUCUCCGGAGCUGCCCUUUAUGUGGAAGAAGGAGGCCACAGUGCCAGCACCUGCCACCACCGCAGCUCACCCGCCUGAAGGGCCGAAGGAGCCGACAGAAACCAAGAGUCCUGGCGAAGCCAAGAUGCAACCCAAGAUGUUGCUCCCAAAGAUAGAAGCUAAGAUCACGCCUGAACAGUACCGCCAAUGCUGGGAAGAGAACACCAAUUGGAUGGCCUACGGAGGGCUCACAGGGUCCAACGAGCCAUUCAAAGAAAGAGAGCUCGAAGUGUUUGGACCCUUUGAGGCCGAAGAAGUGGGCAUGGCCUUCACGUGCCGCAAGGGUCAGAAGGGUGAGAUGGACACUGCACCCAACCAAGACAACUUUUCCGUGGCGGAGUUCAAGAAUGGUUGGAGAAUGGCGUGUUGCAUGGAUGGGCAUGGCUCGUUUGGCCAGCUCGUAGCGACCAUGGCUGCACAAACCUUGCCGUACUUGCUGGCCCGAAGCGACUGGAAGGUGGACGAGAUUCCAAAUGUGCUGAUCGAAGCCUACGAGCAAGUCCAUAGUUAUAUUACUGCCAUAGCGGAUGCCGAUGGCUGGUCUGUGGACACGAGCGGCUGUGCGGCGGUGCUGGUUUUGUGGAAAGACAAGCAGGCCUAUGUCUCCCAUGUUGGAGACUCCAGGGUGAUUGUUGGGAGCCAGUGCCGAUUGCUCCAUGAAAGUGGGGACCACAAGCCCUCCACGAAAGCCGAGAAGCAGCGCAUCGAGCAGCUCGGCGGUGAGGUGCACACCGAGGUUUAUCCUGAUGGAUGGACGGAGCACCGAAUUUUUGUGAAAAACACCGAGAAACCAGGUCUCAGCAUGAGCAGAAGUCUUGGCGAUACAAUGGUCAAGGAAAUUGGUGUCAUUGCAACGCCUGAUGUCAAGUAUGUGGACUUGAGCACUGCUCAAAAGCCCUUCAUCAUUUUGGCAUCCCAGCUCAGAUUGUGGGGCAUCCGACGGGGUUUGGGAGUUUUUGACUUCAGCAUCUUAGCAGCACUGAAGGCUGUGAGGCCCAAAGACCCACCCAGCGUCUUGCAGAAAGGCGAUGUGCUCCUACAGGUUGGCAAAUACAAGGUCGACAACUUUGGAGCUGUUCAAAUGUUGGGCCAACGGGUAGCCUUGAGUGCGGCUCAGGACCUCUUCUAUGUGGGUGAUGUGGCCAGGCUUCAGAUUCGAAGAGACGGGGAGAUUCAUGAUCUGGAGGCGACAUUGCGCUCUUCCACUCAUUUGAUCCCGCGGCGCCUCUACCACGGCAAAGUGACCAUUGAGCCGGAGUACUUCAUCUUCGCAGGGUUAGUCUUCACUCCCCUCACGGCGGAUCUCUUAGAGCAAGCAUGGCCGAUGGCACAGGAUCGCCCCGCGCACCUGAUGGACCUGUAUCACAGGGGUGUGAUGAAUGCAGAGAGGAGCCAGGCGAUUGUUUUGCUCAACAUCCUUGCCGACGAUGUGAAUGCAGGUCAUGGCUCCGGAUACGUUGGCUGUCCAGUGGUGGAGCGAAUUGGUGGCAAAAAGGUCUCCGACAUGAAGGAGUUGGUAGAAUGCUUGAACAAUGAGGCUCGUGACGAAGAAUUUGUGGAGAUGGAUUUCCGUAUGGCAGUCGGGCCCUACAGCAUGGUGCUGAAAUCCGCGGAGGUGCCCGAGGCCGACAUUCGGAUCCGAGAGCUCUAUCAGCUGCCGGCCAAGCUUGGCUUCGAGGAAUUUGCUCCCGGAGCCCAUUCCAACAAUCCCACCAGCUGUUGGGGUUGCUGCGGGCUGAUGGAUCGCGUGACCAUACUUGCGCCAAAGAUGAUUUUCCGAAAGGGCCAGAACGAUGCCCGACGCACUCCGGUGAAGAUCGCCGCAAAGAGCCUGUCUAUUGUGAAGACUCAAAUUGGCCACUGUGGCCCCGCCAGUGGCGCCAUCAACGAAGCUGCCAAGCGGAAGAAGUCUCCUGCAGAGGUGCCUGAGCCCGCGGCUUCUGCAGAGGCCGAUGCGGAUGCGGGGCCUUCACCGGCAGGGGAAGCCGCCAAGCGCAGAAAGUCUGUGGCGGAGGCUCCCGCCGGCCCAGAGGUUCUGAAGGAAGCUCAAAGCGGACCGCUUGUUCCAGCAGGCACCUCUGAUGAACAGGUCAAGCGCAAGCGAGGCCGCCCACGAACACGACCUGAGAAAAUCAAGAAGGUCAAAAAGAAGAAGAUGAAACGAACGAAGAUUGGCCGGCCCAGCAAGAAGGAGUUGGAAGAGAGGAAGGCACAAGAGUCACAAGAGGAGUCCGAGGGCAAAACAGAGGCCCCUCAUGUGUGCCACUGCAUAGAGGGUGCCCGGCCGACUGUGUACUUUCCCCAAAGCUCUGAGAGACCGCCGGCCACGCUUCUGCCGCCGGACGCCACGGUUCGGCCGAUGUCGGAGCCGCCGGCGGCUGUGGCACCCGCCACGACGCACAGGCAGACGGUGGAAGCCGGGCAAGACGAAGGUUUAGAAGCUCCUGGUGCUUGGCCGGGUUUAGGAGAACUACCUGAAGGUCUUCCAGAAGACUUCAGGAGCCUGUUGAUCCUUGGCCCAUCGGGCAGUGGAAAGUCAACUCUUGCGCGGACGCUGCUCAAGAAGUACUUCCCCAAAUACUCCGGUCCCUUGUAUCCAUCGGCUGAGUGGCCAAAAGGAAAAGCGGUGAUCGAGCAGUUUGACGACGCGGAGAGAGGCCGUGACUGGCUGACGGGCGUCGGCCUGGGAUCGGUGCCCAGCUGGGUCAAGCCCUUUGAAGUCCUUUCCACUGGAGAGAGGUACCGCGCCAAUUUGGCCUUGGCCCUCCAAGAGCGUAGCAAGGACCCUUCCAUGCCGCUGGUGCUGGACGAGUGGACCUCGGAGCUCGACCGCGACCUGGCGCGCUGCUGCUGCGUGGCCUUUGCGAAGCGGAUGCGACGAGACUUUCAACUUCAAACUGAGGUGAGACUCAAAGAGAAGGCAUGUGAAGGGCCGGCUGCAAAGGCAAAGGAACAGCAAAAGGAUGAAGAACACGAGGAUGUCAAGAUGGGCAAGGAAGAUCCCGAAGUCCCUGGUGUGGGUGCUGCUGAGGAUGCAGCUGAGGAGAAUUGGGCAGGAGAUCACGAAGGAGAAGAAGAAGAGGAUUGGGCCGAUGACCCUGUGUUGGAGGACAAAGCCGAUGCUCAGCCGAAGACUAGUGCCUCCCAUGUGGAGGUGGAACCAGAGCCGGAGACCAAAGAGCAGGUUCAAAAGGGGCCCUACAUCUUCGCCUCAUGCCAUGAGGAUGUGCUGGAGUACCUCCAGCCACAAUACGUGUGCUUAUGCCUUCCGGGCUCCGCCCCACGACUGCUCAAAAACCCUCAUGAGGGGCAGCUGCCGUCACUGCAUGCGACCAUCACAGGGGUGACCGAGCCCAUUGGGCAUCACCUGGUUGGAAGCUGGAUGCCCAAGAACAAGAAGAUUCAACCUUUCCUCAUCACGCACAAGGCCAGUGUGAAGCCGAACCAAUUCACGGUGUUUUUUGAGGGAGGUGGCAAGAUUGCUUGGCUUGGACAAGAAGCCGACGGGACCUUUGUGGGCAGUGGCAAAAUCAUGGGUACGACGAAGACGAUGCGAAUCACAUCGCUAAGCCCCUAUGAGCUGAGUCUUGAGCUCGACAAGGGAGAACCCGUGAAGGCGGAGCGACGGCGCAUGCCGGCGAGCCAUCAAAUCCAUGCCCUCACGGCCGACCCGGAGGAGUCGGUAAAGGCGACCAGAGGGUGCUCUUUGGACUAUGCCCAGUGCAGACGUGACUAUCUUGAGGCCAGCGGGUGGUAUUUGCCAGAUAUCGCCAUGGGCUCGAGCGACUCGAGCCGCUACAAAGGGCUGUCUUUGGGUCAGUCACACUCCGUACGAACGGUGGAUUUCCGCCCUGAUGCGCGCCUGGAAAAGGUGGACAACGACCAGCGGUACCUGGCCAGCUACGUGGGGCUGGGGCCGAAGCUGGCGAAUGUCGCGAAGUUGUUGGACAUCCCAUUCAUGGGAUUGGUCACCCAUCGGCUGGACAACUUGCCAUUGCAUGGAGGGUUCGCACUGGGCGUCAUCACAGGCCCAUCAGGAAGCGGCAAAGGAACUCUCGCAAGAGACAAGUUUGGGCCAAGCCCAAAGAUUGAGUGGUCACGUGAUCCCGUCAUCGCACACUUCGUCUCCUUGGACGCUGCGACGGACCUACUCCAAGCGGCCAGCCUGGAUUUGCUCACGGCCAUGCGCCCGUAUGAGACGCUGAGUGCCGGUGAGCAGGCCCGCGCGGACAUGGCUCGUGUUCUGGCACUCGGUGUGAACUCAUGCAAAGUCUUGAUCCUUGACGAGUUCACAUCUUUGGUCGACCGUGCCACGGCCAUGAAGAUGGCAAAAGGAUUGCAGCAGCUCAUCAACCAGAGGAAGCUCCAGGCGCCCAUUGUCGUCGUCAGUUGCCACAGCGAUUUUGUGCGAAAGUCGGUGUUGGAGCCUGACUGGAUCUUUGAGACCCACAACCACCGCCUUUUCACCGCGCAAGUCCCAGAACAACCAGAACCUGAAAUUCAAGAAGGCAAGAAGAAGCUGGAGGAAGCUGUUGAGAACAAGUGCAAGGCAGAGAAGGAAAUGGAAGCGUUCAAGAGUUUCAUGCUUCAACACGCAGGUCAUUCAUUCUUCAGCAACGUCUACCGGAAUGAGGUCUCCGCCUUCGUGGGCGCUUUGCAGGUGUUGGGUCGACAAGAGCUUCUUGCCAGAGAAAAAGAUGUUUUGCAAUUUCAGCAUGAGCUUCAAGAGCUGCAAGAAAAGGCGGCCACUGGGAGGAAAGAGAUCACGAUACAGGCUGAGGAUGUGCUUCCAGUGGAAAGGCCUGACAACGCCUCUAGUUUGACGAUGGGGCAGAUCCCCUGGAAGAUCCCAGUUGUUCAGCUGGUGCUUCGACGUGCAUUGCCUCGCGAAUGGGUACACUUUCGGCAAUGGCACUACAAGGACAAGUCGCUCAUGCAAAUGUCGGCGUGCUUCGUGGGGGUCAUCGCCGGCCGGCCAUGCGUCUUCACUGCCUUGGUCACCGAGAGCCACAACUGGAUCCAGCGAUCUUGUCGAAAAGGCGUUGAUGGACACCCGACGUGCCAAGGGUGGAACCAGGUCGGCUAUCCCCAGUGCUUCCUCAAGCAGAGUCAUCGCCGACUCUUUCGAGAACACCGCACCGUGGUGCUUCCAGAUUUCCAAGGAACUGGUGUCGCCGGUUUGGUGAGCGAUUCCCUCGCGCUCUACUUCCAAGACAUCGGGAUGGAUGUGACCUCGCAGACCGUGCACCCAUUCUACGGCUCCUUCAGGGACCAGUCGCCGUUCUGGAGGCCUCUUCCUACCAACCGUAUGGAGAAGAGUGGUCUGAAGGGCAACUUGAAGUAUUCCCACGUGUUCGUUGGAGCUUAUCGGCCUGAUGGCACGAAGGAUGAAGCGCGUGAGUCCUGCAAGACGAAGAAGUCCCUGAACUGUCUUGAGACGCGAGCAGCGAAGAAGAAGAGGUCCAAUCCGUCCAGCAACGAACUCGCAACCGAGGCUGAGCUGGGUUAUUUGACCCGUGUGGCCGGGACCCUCAUCAUGGAUAUGUUGCCGGAAGAGCUUGUGGGUGACAUUGCAGCGAGUGGAAGGCUUUGGAGCAUCAGCCCUGCUCCUGGCGGCAUGACAGGCAGCAUAGGGCCUGCUUGCCCCUACCAGCCCGACACGGAGAUCCGGGGACUUCAGGUCGCUUUGGUCGAGGCCGCAUUCAGCCGCCCAAAAGCCGCCGAAGACAAGGUCGAGGCCAACACGGCCAACGGCCAGCACGCUUUACGCAGUCCACCGGCUUUGCUUCAAAGCCUCCACCGGGUGCCACCGGUGGUCCACCAGGCCUUGCUCCACCGACGUCCAUGGCUUUGGGGUUUGAUUAUCCCGACCUCAGCCUUCAUGGCUUUGAUCUUUUGCGAUGCAUUUGGUUUGUACUCACAGUACUUGGUAUCGCAGUCUGGAGAGGCCCUCCUCCCUCCAGCCAUGUCCGAAGAGGUCGAUGUAAUGACCACAGAAACGGAGACGACGAGUCCGGCCGGCGAGGAAGUGCGAAAGCCUGCUGAGUGCAAGGCCGGAGAGGCCUUCAAAGAGAAGCUCCAAGGGCUUCGGGAGAGGGGAGAGCUGCCCGAGUCUUUGACCUCGCCCUGGCCGAAUAACGUGCCUGAAGCGAUGCUCAAACUCAUCUCACAUGGCGUGAAGCGGAAGGUUGCAGCAUCUAUUGCAGUACAUCCGCCAAAGUAUUACGCCAUGAUCAUGUUUUUGGCCGAGUGGUUGCGGUGCCCAGCAGCCUUCGAGGCGCUGAACGUCUAUGUGGUGUUCCAGUUUCAGAAGGAUUUAGACCUAUUCCGCGAAGCCCUGGAUUGUACAAUCCCUGGGACUCCAGAGUUAUGGGUGCCCGUCGUGGCCGACGAGCCGAAGAAUGGAUGGCCGAAGGCGUAUUCCUUGGGCAAUCAGUACAUUGCUGCGUACAAGAAGUACUUUGGCUUGGCCGCGAUGAUGGAUUUGGGGCAAGAGGAGUAUGGUUUGAUGAUGGACUCAGAGAUUGGCAUUUUCGAUCUCCAUGCAGAGGGCUCCUCUGGGGAAGCCUGCCAGCACGAUGGCGAGUGGACCAGGCUCGUGUCUCGCAUCAAAGCCUUCGAAGAACGAAAGGCGUGGCCUGGGUCAAGGGUCUCUUCCACUUUGACCACCUACAACUUCGGAAGUUUUACGAAGUCCGGCAGGGACUAUGAUUUGCACCUCCUGAGGGAAAAUGCCCGCUACUUGCUGGAGAAGGGAAAGUGUCCACAAGGAGUUCCCUGCCAGAAGGUGGAAGCCAUGGUGAAUCAUGUCGUUUGGACUUGGUGGACUGAGUUGCCCUUGGUGCACCUCGAGGUGGGAAAGAGGAUGCUGCUCUACUUGGCCAAACAGACCAACUCAAAGAUCAGUUGGAGGAGUGUGGCUCGGCAUGUCUUCUUCCCUCGAUUCGAGCACGUACUCUACCAGAUGUGGUGUGUAUUGCAUGAGGGUUGGGACAUACGUGAUGUCACGAACAUCACUCUUGAAGCCAAGUGGGGCUCAUACUUGGAGGAUCCACAGCACACGUCGCGUUUGGCGGAGCUACGACCCAUGUGGGUGUCCAGCGAGGCAUUGAGAAGAGCUGAAAAUGGGCAGAUCAUGGCUUUGUCCACCGAGGAGCCUCCACUGUUCAUUUUUCACGUGGACAAGGAGGACUUGAGGUACUCCUUCGGAGGCAAGAAGUACAAAGAACUCUGGGAAGAUCUCUUGCUGAAUCUCCUGAAGGUGGACGACAGGACAGACUACGCGGAAGAGAACAUCCAUUGA